Chaetomium strumarium is the source of this 2570-nucleotide messenger RNA. RefSeq names its product P-loop containing nucleoside triphosphate hydrolase protein. Gene Ontology annotation, cellular component: mitochondrial inner membrane. The record is from RefSeq and is a predicted model, not a curated record. Gene Ontology annotation, biological process: intracellular iron ion homeostasis; transmembrane transport. Lineage: Eukaryota; Fungi; Ascomycota; Sordariomycetes; Sordariales; Chaetomiaceae. The coding region runs from base 306 to 2405 and encodes 699 amino acids. Gene Ontology annotation, molecular function: ABC-type transporter activity; ATP hydrolysis activity; ATP binding. The transcript has a single exon.
CCCACCGCUGCCCGGAUCCGAGGAUCGCAGCAUGGAGCUUUCGGAGCUCGACAUUUCUUCCGCCGAGGCUGGCAGACACCAGUAGGACGCACAAAUCGCUCACCACAAGAGGAACUAGUCUGUGGAAUCCGGCAUGAUACCCUAGACGGCAGUUUCUUCGUGUCUACGGAGCACAACCUAGCUGGUUAGCCCCUGCUGAAAAACGACCGCGCACAAUUCGCGCGGCGCCCCGGUUACCGUCCGGAUUGAGUACAACACCGGACGCUGCCUCUUCUGUGGAAGAUGUUGCUCCAUUGCCACUCAAGAUGGCUUCGCAACCAAAGAUCAUGAUGGCUGCGAGCUUACAGCGGGCCAAAUUAGCCCCCUUACUACGAUCUCGAGACCCUUGCGCCGCGCUAUCCCGACGACCAUGGGCUCCUCGAUGCGGUACGCUGAGCGCGUCCCUAUCCUCCUCCUCCUCCCUCCGAGCCGUGUUUCAUACGACCACCAUCCGUAACUAUGGGCCUAAAACACCGAGUGUCGAGACGGGUCAGCCGGCCACUCCCCAGAAACCAACAGCCCGUCCACAGCAGGAUCCUCUCGCAACGAUAGACAAGACCGCGCAGGAGCAGCGCAAGGCCGAUUGGGCCAUCAUGAAGGAGAUGUCGCGCUACCUAUGGCCGAAGGACAGCUGGGGGGACAAGAUGCGCGUCAUGUUGGCAGUGGGCUUGCUGGUGGGAGGCAAGGUCCUCAACGUGCAGGUGCCCUUUUACUUCCGCGAGAUUGUCGACUCCCUGAAUGUCGAUAUCGCCGCAACAGGCGGUACGGUGGCCACCGUCGCGGGCACCAUGAUCUUUGCCUACGGCGCUGCCAGAAUCGGAGCGGUCUUGUCUCAGGAGCUACGCAAUGCUGUGUUCUCUUCCGUUGCCCAGAAGGCGAUCCGCAGGGUGGCCACCAGGACGUUCGGCCAUCUCCUGAACCUUGAUCUCAGCUUCCACCUGUCCAAGCAGACCGGUGGCCUUACUCGGGCCAUUGACCGCGGUACGAAGGGCAUUAGCUUCUUGCUGACGAGCAUGGUCUUCCACAUCGUGCCGACAGCGCUGGAGAUCAGCAUGGUGUGCGGCAUCCUGACAUAUCAGUUCGGCUGGGAAUUCGCCGCCAUCACGGCGCUUACCAUGACGGCUUACACGGCCUUCACCAUCUGGACUACGGCGUGGCGGACAAAGUUCCGGCGCCAGGCCAACGCCGCGGACAACAAAGCGUCGACAGUCGCCGUGGACUCGUUGAUCAACUACGAGGCGGUCAAGUACUUCAACAACGAGCAGUACGAGAUCGGCCGCUACGACAAGGCGCUGCAGCAGUACGAGAAGAGCUCCAUCAAGGUCGCCACCUCGCUUGCCUUCCUCAACAGCGGCCAGAAUAUCAUCUUCUCCUCCGCCCUCACCAUCAUGAUGUGGCUCGGCGCAAAAGGCAUUGUCGCGGGCACCCUCUCAGUCGGCGACCUGGUGCUCAUCAACCAGCUCGUCUUUCAGCUGUCCGUCCCACUCAACUUCCUGGGGUCGGUCUAUCGCGAGCUGCGCCAGUCUCUCCUCGACAUGGAGACCCUCUUCAACCUGCAGAAGGUCAACGUCUCCAUCAAGGAGAAGCCCAACGCCCCCGCCCUCUUGCUCCCCAAGGGCGGCGAGAUCCGCUUCGAGAACGUCACCUUCGGCUACUACCCGGACAGACCCAUCCUCAACAACCUGUCCGUGACGAUCCCAGCCGGCAAGAAGGUCGCCGUCGUCGGCCCGUCCGGAUGUGGCAAAUCCACCAUCCUCCGCCUCCUCUUCCGCUCCUACGAACCGCAACAAGGCCGCAUCUUCAUUGAUGACCAGGAUAUCCGCUCCGUCUCCCUCUCGUCCCUCCGCCGCUCCAUCGGCGUGGUCCCGCAAGACACUCCCCUGUUCAACGACACGGUCGAGCUCAACAUCCGCUACGGCAACAUCAACGCCCCGCCCGAGGCCGUCUACGCCGCGGCCCGCCGCGCGCACAUACACGAUAAGAUCGAGUCCUGGCCGCACGGGUACCAGACCAAGGUCGGCGAGCGGGGCCUGAUGAUUUCCGGCGGCGAAAAGCAGCGGCUGGCCGUGUCGCGGCUGAUCCUCAAGGACCCGCCGCUGCUGUUCUUUGAUGAGGCGACGAGUGCGUUGGACACGCACACUGAGCAGGCGCUGAUGGCGAAUAUCAAUGAGGUGUUGCGGGAGAAGCGGAGGACGAGCCUGUUUGUUGCGCAUCGGUUGAGGACGAUUUAUGAUGCCGAUGUCAUCAUUGUGUUGGAGGGCGGAAGGGUGGUGGAGAUGGGCAGUCACCGGGAGCUGAUGGAGCGGAAUGGCCUGUAUGCGGAGCUGUGGAUGGCGCAGGAGAUGCUGAUGAGCGAGCAUGGAUGAGGAGAGGAGUUACACGAGGAGAAGGCGGAGUGAAGCUGAGGUGAUUUCAUCGAACAUGUGUGUCGUGUGUAUGCGUACACAGUAUGCGUAUAUCUGCAGCCCACCCCUGCCCGGGGCCCUUUUUAAAAAAAAAAGCACGUUCUAUGGCUCCGGCCAGCCCUCCCG